AUGAGAACGUCAACUCUCUUCAACGCCCUAUCGGGGGCCGCCGUGGUGGCGGCGGGUGUGCUGGCGAUGGACCUCGGCGACGAGAUGCGCAUGGGAUGGAAGUAUGGCCUACUGCCGCGGCAGACGACGCAGAACCUGCAGACUUUCGAGGGGAAUUUGGGCGGUGUACAAGCCGAGAAUCGAGAUCCUCAAGGGGGGAGCAAACGCUUAGCUCCGGGGAGAGGUUCGGUGUGGCGUUCAAUGGGUGGCGCUGUUUCAGGAAUUACCAAGUCAAAUUACCCUAGUAGACCGUUCGAGGUCGACGGUGAUACUUUUGUGAGUUUCUUCCGCCUGAUCCCCGACCCCGACUUCAACACCGCCGCGGGCCGAUCUUGCGACAACCAGAAGAACAAGUGCUCACAAGCAGCCAACAACGGGCCGCAAAAGUUUGAGGUGACCAAGUGUGACGAGCAAGCUGAGCAAUGCAAAAAUACAAUCGACACAAUCACAAAGCAGAGCUUUAGCGACCCAGUUUGGUCGAGCGACAUGUUGGUUGUCGGCGGCCGCGGUGACGAUGGUAUUGCUGUCUUAAGAGGCUAUGUGAAUGGAGUCACGUCGGCAUGUGUAUACUGA
Colletotrichum lupini is the source of this 612-nucleotide messenger RNA. RefSeq lists its product as uncharacterized. The transcript has 6 exons. Lineage: Eukaryota; Fungi; Ascomycota; Sordariomycetes; Glomerellales; Glomerellaceae. Bases 1 to 612 code for a protein of 203 amino acids. The record is from RefSeq and is a predicted model, not a curated record.